This is a messenger RNA of Orbicella faveolata, 902 nucleotides long. RefSeq names its product DNA polymerase subunit gamma-2, mitochondrial-like. Gene Ontology annotation, biological process: mitochondrial DNA replication. The record is from RefSeq and is a predicted model, not a curated record. Gene Ontology annotation, cellular component: mitochondrion; cytoplasm. Lineage: Eukaryota; Metazoa; Cnidaria; Anthozoa; Scleractinia; Merulinidae.
GGCCAGGGCUUGAACCCAGACUGCUCACCCCGGAGUUGAGUGCACUAACCAAGAGGCCAUUGCACCUCCCAUAUAUAAUACAUGUACUUGUUAUUUAUUUGUUUGCUAUCAUUGCAACGCCAAUGUUUAUAGGAAAGAAUAAUGCAGUUGUUUGUUUUAGAAGACUUUUAAUAGAUAGGCUGUUUGGGAAAUGUAAUGGCAAUUUGAUCAAAUUUAUUAGUUUCAAAUUAUUAUGUCCUUCCCUUCAUCUGUGCUUCAAGUUGUUGCUGUUGUUGUUGUUUGCUUCCAAGGAGCAGCAACCAGUUCCCUUUUGUCAGUUUGUUGUCAUGAGAUUACCUCGGAAGAUCAUUGUAUUUUGUUAAUUUUCCAUGUUUGGACCUCUUGCAGUAUACCUUCCCAUGGGGAAAGGAAUCAGUUGACUCCAUGACUGUCAGCUCUGACCUUCACAAGUACAUGACAGAUGAAGACUGCAGUGGACUCCCUUUCAACAAGGAAUCAAUGCCAUAUGUAAUUCAGAUCAAAACUGAUAUAAAUACAGGAUUUCUGGCUUUUUUGAUGGAUGCAUAUCAAGACAAGGAGCGAUCCGAUUCUAGUGAUAAUGUAAACCUCUGCACAGUUCUGCACUUGCAUCCUCAAUUGGCUCCUGUCAAAGUUGCAGUUCUUUCUCAACUCCCUCAACAAAAUGAGCUUUGUGAGGUUGCACAGCAGCUGUCAUCUGAGCUACGUGAAGCAGGUGGGUGUAGACGUAGUAGUCAUGUAUGUCUGUCUAACACUAAGCAGGUGUGUGCUUUUGGGAAGGUGCGAGUAGGCAAAGAAAUGGGUUAUGGUUGUUUUGUCUUGGGACACAAUGCAACAAUACAUUGACUACAUUGAGAAAGAACAUGAUUGAAUUAAUUAAUUAA